GGAGCAUCUCCUAUUUAAUGGCUCCUUCAUCAUUAGCUUUAGUGUCCUGUUUUUUCCUCUUUAAUUCUCUCUCUCUCUCACUCACUUUAUUUACAGAAGCUUUUAAGAUGCAAAUCUUCAUUAAGACCCUCAAUGGAAAGACCAUAACUCUCGAGGUUGAGAAUUUUGACAUCAUUGAUAAUGUUAAAGCAAAGAUUCAAGAUAAGGAAGGAAUUCCACGAGAUCAGCAAAGGCUGAUAUUUGCUGGAAAACAACUCGAGGAUGAUCGAUCACUUGUCGAUUACAAUAUUCAAAAGGAGUCCACCCUCCAUCUUGUCUUACGUCUUCGUGGAGGUUAUAGGGAAGAUGAAGUUUAUCCAAUUAUUAUUAGAACAUAUAAAGCGGAAAAGUACAUCUUAGAAGUCAGGACUGGCUUUACAAUCGAAAACAUUAUAAAGGAGGUUCAAGAAAAAGGAGAUUGUAAGGAUAGGCUACAUAUGCUCUUAGAUGGUCGACAUCUAGUAAAUGACAAGUGUCUUUCUGAGUAUCACAUUCGAAAAAAUUGGACACUCCAUCUUAUACGGCGAUAGAAUGAUGGAUUUCAAAUCCUUGUCAAGAAUCAGAAUGUGAAACAGUGACAGGAUUUUUGCUCGAGUUUUUUUGUGCAUGUUAUUGUCAAUGUGAUUCAUUUUGUAAAAUAAAUUAGACCUUUUAUUUUAUCUAACACUAGGUCCCGCACUUCAUGAAAACUUUUUAAGUUAUUGGGUUAGAGCUGCUCAAUUCUUUCACAUUUUCUAGCAUUUCCCUUUUUAAAUGUUGACUCCCUUUAAUUGAAUAAUGUGUUUUCCAAUCGACUCUACAUCCAUUUCAUAAGUUAUAGGCUUUAUGGAGUUUAGUUUUCCUUCUCUUCACUUAAUAAUGAUUUUCU
Molecule: messenger RNA, 907 nt
Organism: Lycium ferocissimum
Lineage: Eukaryota; Viridiplantae; Streptophyta; Magnoliopsida; Solanales; Solanaceae
Exons: 2
Coding region: 18-569 (183 amino acids)
Biological process (GO): protein ubiquitination; modification-dependent protein catabolic process
Cellular component (GO): nucleus; cytoplasm
Molecular function (GO): protein tag activity; ubiquitin protein ligase binding
Source: RefSeq, a predicted model, not a curated record